Hyalella azteca is the source of this 492-nucleotide messenger RNA. RefSeq names its product atypical kinase COQ8B, mitochondrial-like (gene Coq8). Gene Ontology annotation, biological process: ubiquinone biosynthetic process. The transcript has 3 exons. Gene Ontology annotation, molecular function: kinase activity. NCBI's taxonomy places the organism in Eukaryota, Metazoa, Arthropoda, Malacostraca, Amphipoda, Hyalellidae. The annotation marks the transcript as partial. The record is from RefSeq and is a predicted model, not a curated record. Gene Ontology annotation, cellular component: extrinsic component of mitochondrial inner membrane.
AUCCUGACGACGGAGCUCAUCGAAGGCGUAGCAGUCGACAAGUGCGUCGACAUGGACCAGCACACCCGCGACCGCAUCUGUGCUGCGCUGCUCGAGCUCACGAUUCGCGAGCUUUUCCAGUUCGGUUUCAUGCAGACCGAUCCAAACUGGGCGAACUUUUUCUACAACGAGAGAACGCAGCAGAUUGCUCUUGUUGAUUUCGGCGCGUGUCGAGAGUAUAACAAGGACUUCGUUGACCUCUACAUUGAAAUCAUCCACGGAGCCGCCACAGGAGAUCGAGCGAAGGUCCUGAAAUAUUCCCAGGACAUUGGCUUCCUCACCGGCCAUGAAGCCAAGGUGAUGAUGGAGGCGCACGUUGAUGCUGUGAUGAUCCUGGGCGAGGCGUUCCGCCACGACGCGCCGUUUGCGUUCAGCGAGCAAAACACGACGCGGCGCAUCCAGGCGCUCGUGCCUACCCUCCUGCAGCACCGCAUGUGCCCUCCUCCUGAAGAG